CUUCAGAAAGUGAGUGACCUGACUAAAUGAAGCUUUAGUGCAACCGGGAUUUAACGGAAUUGAUACGAUGCACCUUAGCUGGAGAAACUAUUCCGCCAUUUUUGGGCCUUUCCCAACAGCAGUCCUCCUUGCUUGUUGCAUUAUAUGCUCAAGUGGAUCCUGAAUUUGCACCACAGGUGCCAACAAUGCUCCCUAUCGCUGCUCAACAGUUGGCAUCGGAAUAUGAGAAAAAGAAUAGCGUUGCAAAGAAAUUGGAAAGAGCCAAUAUGACUUGGUCCGAUGAAUACGAACUUUUGACGAAUAUUCAGCAACAAGCAGUCGAGCGCUUAUCAGAGGCAAACAUGGAUGUUACAAAAGCAACAGCCGACCUCAGCCUUGGAGACGACGCUAAAGUUACAGACCUUCUUCUUGCAAGCUUCCUUUAUGGUGGUGUUCGAGAAGAGAUCACCGGAGAGAACGAUCGAGCAAAGAUGAGCCCAGUUGCUAGUCCAAAUUUCAAGGGUGCAAAGGCAUUGUUGGAGAGAGUUUUUGCCAAAAAAUUCUCCAUGGCUGGUGUGCAGAUUGGUUCCCUUUAUGUUCAAGAAGACAAAUUGGCUGGUGGAGCCAACUGUACCGAUGGUACUGAUCCAAAGAAAGAAGCAUACGACUGGUAUCUCAAAGCUGCCAAGCUCGGUAACCCGAUGGCCCAGCACAAGGUUGCAUUUUAUCUUGAACGCGGCUAUGGAUGCCAAAAGGAUGCUAAGGCUGCCAUCGAAUGGUAUGAGAAGGCAUGUGCAGAAGGUUACCCUGACUCCGCACAUAACCUCGCUAUUCUCUACCAGGCAGUAGAACCUGUCGUUGGUGUUACAAAGGAUUUGAAGAAAGCUGUCGAGUACUUUGAGAAGGCAAAACAAUGGGGCUUUGCCCCUGCAUCUAAUGCAUUGGGUAGAAUGUAUUUGCUUAUGUCCAAGGAUAUGAACAUUGCAAAGGAGGCCGGCAUCGAAGGAGACGACGAAAAGGAAUUCAUAGUUACUGGUAUUUCUUUGUUGGAGGAAUCCGCAAACGGGAGCGAUGCCGAUGCCAUGACUUUGUUGGGAAUGAUUUUUGGAUCAAAGGAAUAUGGUCUCUACGACCUCGACAAGUCACAAUCAUUCUUUGAACUUGCCUUAGUUCGUGGUGACUUGGAGGCGUAUCCCUACCUCGUUCGAAUUCUUCGAGCAAAGAUGGCUGCCAAGGCUGCUUUGGAGAAACAAAACAUGGAGAACUUUGAAAAAAUGGACGCUGCCAGUCAACAAAAGCUCAUCCAACAACUCGCAAAGGACGCCUCCGCUGAGAGCAUUACUUUGGUCAACUGCUCUAACCCUGAAUGCGACAAGAAGGAGUCCAGCAAAGGUGAAUUUUCCAAGUGCAGCGCAUGCAAAAAGGCGGCUUACUGCUCCCGUGCUUGUCAAAAGGAGCACUGGAAGAAUGGUCACAAAGCUGUGUGUUCACUGAACAAGCCGACAACUGCGUAAUUGUCGUCCUCCCCUUUUUAUAUACAUAGAAUUUUGCCAUCAAAUGGCCGUUCAAAAAGCUAAAUUUAAAACACAAACCUGCAAAUGAUACAGUAGUCAUGAAUAAAAAGAUACUCGGUACCAUAGAAAGAUGGUUUGCCAUCCAUAUGGCCAAAACAAGACAGAAA
Molecule: messenger RNA, 1660 nt
Organism: Umbelopsis ramanniana AG
Lineage: Eukaryota; Fungi; Mucoromycota; Umbelopsidomycetes; Umbelopsidales; Umbelopsidaceae
Exons: 5
Coding region: 186-1493 (435 amino acids)
Molecular function (GO): protein binding
Source: RefSeq, a predicted model, not a curated record